Lodderomyces margitis is the source of this 570-nucleotide messenger RNA. RefSeq lists its product as uncharacterized. Lineage: Eukaryota; Fungi; Ascomycota; Pichiomycetes; Serinales; Debaryomycetaceae. The transcript has a single exon. The coding region runs from base 1 to 570 and encodes 189 amino acids. The record is from RefSeq and is a predicted model, not a curated record.
AUGAAUUCAGAUCAAUCAGUUCAACCAGUCAAUCGCCUGUUGAUCUCCGUUGCGUCUCCCGCUAUCACUUGCUCAUCAACUACCACGAAUCGCAAAAUCGCUCCAGCGUUGUCCCUCGUUAACAGCAACAACUUCUACCACAAGAAGACAUUCCAGGAUCGGCGCAUAUUAGCCAUUCAUGAAACCCUCCACAAGUCGGGUAUCUUGUUCUUGGUUAGCAUUUACUGCUUUCUUUGCAACUUGAACGAACUGAAGCAAGCCAUAGGAGAGAAAGUUGAGCUUUUUGCCUCAUUCUACCAGGACCAGUUUGCCAUGCUCCCAUUUAUUGGAGAGUUGGAGCUUACUAGAGAUGAGUUUGAAGUCGUGCUCAACUUGUUUGAUGAUUUUUACAUUGACUACAAUUUCAUCACAUUGGGUAGUCAAAAGAGCGUCAAGAAUAAGGGUAAAUUGCAACAAGCGCUUUCUGAGUGGUUCAAAACACGUGGUGUGGUUAUGGAAUCCAACAAGGAGUUUUCAAGGGAAGUACUUAGCGUUGCGUUGAAUGAUUGGUAUCUGCAUUUGCAGAGAUAA